This is a messenger RNA of Esox lucius (northern pike), 3140 nucleotides long. RefSeq names its product arrestin domain containing 2 (gene arrdc2). Lineage: Eukaryota; Metazoa; Chordata; Actinopteri; Esociformes; Esocidae. Bases 442 to 1662 code for a protein of 406 amino acids. Gene Ontology annotation, biological process: protein transport. Gene Ontology annotation, cellular component: plasma membrane; cytoplasm. The transcript has 7 exons. The record is from RefSeq and is a predicted model, not a curated record.
UAGCACAUGCACAACAUGUAAUAAACAGGUAAAAAGUGAUAACAGUUACCUUGUGAUAUGUUAUGUGAAACUAUUUUGUCAAAUGGGAGGAUCUUUGGCAGUCUUGGGGCAUGCUCAGUUGCCCUGUUUUCGUCUAAGAACCUGUAACCAUCAAUCACCAGGGUCUGUUUUCCCCGUUCGCUUCGGUGCUCCACACCCAGGGAAGACGUUUAUUAGUCUGCUACACUCUUUGCCUGGGCCUUACAUAACCGGAGAGCCCGCCCCCUUUCUCGUCUUGCAAAAAGGAGCCGUAGCUGCGAUCACUCGAACAGUUUUGUUUUGCAAGUGUAGCAAGAAGGAUUUCAAGAGCCAAACUUUUCCUGUCAGACUUCUUUGACAACUAGAGCAAGGAGCAAGAGCAUUUUAAGUGAAGUAUUUUAUUUGGAAUUAACAAGCCUCAAGAUGAUUUUUGACAAUGUGAAAAAGUUUUACAUAGUCUUCGACUCUCCAGAAAUCGACUCACCCGUCUUCAGCAGCGGGGACGUUGUCUCUGGGAAAGUUGUUUUGGAUCUUGCAAGGGAAGGAAAAGUGCACUCGCUAAAGUUGCACGCCGAAGGUUUUGCUAAAGUGCAUUGGACCGAGUCUCGUUCUGCAGGGUCCAGUACAGCUUAUACUCAAAACUACAGCGAUGAAGUUGAAUAUCUCAACCGGAGAGAAGUGCUUCUGCAAGCAGAUAAUGGCGAGCUCACUCUCCUCCCAGCUGGUAGACAUGAGUUCCCAUUCAGUUUCCAGUUGCCUGAAGAGACACUGGUGACAUCUUUCGAAGGCAAGCAUGGAAGCAUCCGCUACUGGGUGAAAGUGAAGCUUCAUAGGCCCUGGGCUACAGUCAAGAAGAUCAAGAAAGAAUUCACAGUCAUUGAGCCCAUUGACAUUAACACCCCAGCAUUGUUGGCCCCCCAGGCCGGCACGAAGGAAAAGAUGGCCCGCGUGUGGUACCGAAACAUCGGACAGGUGUCUGUAACCGCAAAGAUCGACCGCAAAGGUUACACCCCAGGCGAGGUGAUCCCCGUCUUUGCCGAGUUUGACAACGCCACAUCUCGCUCCGUGGUGCCCAAGGCCUACAUCACACAGACGCAGACGUUUAUCGCCCGGGGGACCAUGAAGCAGAAGCGGGCGGUGGUGGCCACACUUAGCGGUGAAAUCGUGGGUGCCCAGCGCCGGGAGACGUGGCACGGUCGUGCCAUGAAGAUCCCGCCCGUAGGCCCCUCCAUCCUUCAGUGCCGCAUCAUCAGAGUGGAGUAUGUGCUCAGGGUGUGCGUGGAUGUCCCCGGGACCUCCAAGCUGUGCCUGGAGCUGCCCCUGGUCAUGGGCACCAUCCCCCUGCAUCCAUUCGGCAGCCGCACCUCGAGCGUCAGUAGCCAGUACAGCGUCAACCUGGAGUGGCUUCGCAUGGCCAUCCCCGAGCAGCCCGAGCCUCCUCCCGACUACUGUUCUGUGGUGACCGAUGAAGAGGCCCAGCAAAAUGCCACGUCCCCCCGUCCUGAGGAGGAACUGGGCGGGAUCCUGGAGCAUCCUUUUAGGGCCUUUGUCCAGGAAUUCCGCUUCCGCCCCCCUCCGAUGUACUGUGAGGUCGACCCAAACCCCCAGCCCCUCAACAUAAGACGCCGUUGCAUGACGUGUUGAGCCCUGAGACCCGCUUGAGUGUCACGCGAUGACCCAACUUAAACCAAACGAAGUGAAGAGAUUUGUCUUCUCCUCGAUUACUCUCCGAAACCGGCGACCCAGUCCCAAGAUGUGGCCUCUGUAGUUGGACGGGACUGGGAGUACCACACAGGGUGAAGGAGAUGGGAGGCAAAGGGACCUUUUCAUGGAAGAAGUCCUUUUUUUUUUAUAAAAAAAAAAAAAAAGAGGGACAUGUUCCGUAAAGCACAUGGAAAUAACAAGAGGAAAUAUUUUCUCAUGGUUUCUGACCUCCAAAGUGAUUUGUGCUCUGAUUGAGGGAACAGAGCUGCCCCUCCUGCCAAUCAAUGAUUCCCACGCAACAUGUAUUUUGUGUUUUACCGAGCUUGGGGAAAUAUUUCAGGAGGAUCACUUUAUUUUUUUAUUUUUUUAAGGGGGCGAGUUGGAGUUGCAGACGAUAGCUGUGCCUUAAAGAAUGCCAUGUGAUAUGUUCAGUUUACCUCUGCAAAUGAACAAAUGACCUGCUAAUUUGGUGUUGAUGCAGCUGUAACUAUCAUCUGUUCUCCCCAACCCCUCCCCCGUUGCCUGGUAACAUAGCCUAGAUGUGACGUUAUGUAUCAUGGUGACCGAAUCAUGACGUUCCCAUGACUGUUUCUACUUUUAGUCAAGCAAAUGAUUCCAAGUAAGCACUUAUCCGAGAAGUCAUGGUUUGGUGAAGAACAGUUGAAUAUUUAGCCACUGUACACGGGUAAUUCUAUGCAAAAGGGAAUACCAGAGGCCUUUAGUGUCAAGCGAAGAAAUUAUUGCAUGAGAGAUUCAGAAGCCGCAACUGUCCUCUGUACGGACAUGGUCAAUAUGUUCUGAAUGUUAAUACGACUGUAACGGAUGUGGGAGAAAACCCAUUCGGUUCUUUGCAUGUGGAUACAUUUGAAAGACAAGCUGGUGUUACGCUUAAGCGAGUUUGAUAGCACAAACCUGAGCAUAACAUAUCCUCAGAAAACCGAGGCUGGCACUGAUUGUCAGUAUAAAGUUUUGCAGCUAUGAUGAUGAGAGGAUGACGUGUGUGUUUGUAUUUGCUACAGGAUCAGAUCAUUAGCUUUGUAAUCAGCUAGAGAGGAAACAGCUGACCCGCGUAGUUCAGCCGUUUGAUUCAACCCAGAUGCUUGUGCCUUGACGUUUUCGAAAUAGUCUAUAAACGUUGACCACGUUACGCAGAAACGUUUGCUCACUGUUAUGUAACACCUUAAGUUGGGAGUUCACUUAAAGAAGUGUGUUUGAGAACAUUCCAGAAAAGAGGAUUUGUACCUCCUUUCCAAGUGGUGAAGAGACUGGUAACUUCAGGUCAGCAUUGCAGCUAGGCUGUGGUGCACUUUAGUGGCACAUGCCUAAAACUGAAUGUAUUUUAUACAAAUGCCAUUGUUGACUGAGCAGACAUGCCAAUGUUUUUGUAAUUAUUUUCCUAAUAAAAAAACUGAUAUAUA